This is a messenger RNA of Symbiodinium sp. CCMP2456, 1350 nucleotides long. The record is from the annotation of a GenBank genome assembly. Lineage: Eukaryota; Dinophyceae; Suessiales; Symbiodiniaceae.
AUGCUGCAGAGGAUCUCUGCAUUCUGGAUCAUUGCAUGUGCUGCGAUCCUCCCUUUCGCUCUGCGGGUGGGGGCUCUACUCACCACAGGAUGCCGAUCUUUCUGUGAGACUCAUGCGCUCAACAUGACGCAGCUCCUACAGCAGUCGCGCAGGGUCUUAAUCCAUCAAGAAGAACUGGGCCAUGUGGAACGCUCUCAAUUUAUGGAACUUGUUUUUGCAGUGCUGCAACAUCGAGGCGAGCUGCAGCUACCCGGUGUUUGUCCUUGUGCUGUCCUAGUUGCUGCUGCCGUACAGCUUGGCAUCGAAGCCUACAACAUCGAGCACGGGGCCUUGCAUACCAACUACGACCAUGUCACUGCAUUUCACCGAUCCGGCAUCCUCGACCGCACGAUAAGGGAAGCAUCGGCGACUUGCUCGAUCGGUGAAGGCCGCUACUGGCCAAUCACGCAAGCUGUAGACGUGUUGUUGACGACAGCACGCUCGAUGAUGGAGCGUUUGCAGCGUGUAGGUGACUGGGUGGCGACGUUUCAGGAGGAGUCGACGAUCACGGAUGAGCAACACAUCGAAGCGCUGGCUGAUGCAGCUGCCGUCUUUGAUUCGGAAGGGUUGGAGUGGUGGCCUUGCAGGGGCACACUUAUCGCUUUACUCCGCCACGGCAAGCGGAGCGGCCUUCUUUCCAAGGGCAAGUUGGAUGUUGUCGAUCAUGAUGUCGAUAUCAUGGUAUGCGUUUCAUCCCACGAACAGUGGGCUAAACAGCGGCUCUCUGUUGAGAAGAAGCUGCAGGAGCGAGGCUGGAGAAAUUGCUUCGAAAGGUAUUCUGCAAGCGAGUCUUACGAAGGUCGCCAGUAUCAUUUUGCACGUGGAGAUCUCUUCUUGUGCACUAGGGCCGAUCCCAAAGUAACUCUAGACAUCGCAACAUACAUCGUAGAUGGCCCCAUCGCAUACGCACAAAAGUACUGCCUUCCUAGUCCCCACUCUGCUCUUAGGCCCCGGUGUUGGUUUCCCCAGAACGAUGGCACCUUCCGCGGAAGUCGGGGUCGGCUGCGAAUUUCGGCCAUCAGGCCUCUCAAGCGUUGCAAGGCCGGACACCUUUCCGUCCCUUGUCCGAGAGAGCCGCUGGAGACGUUACGAGCCACCAUGAACGUGAACUUUACGGGAAGCUGCGUAGCACUCCCCGACAUUGAGCAACGCCUCGAGCGCGACUUGUACGACAGUGACAAAGACGCGUGGCUCUCGGAAGGCUUGACCAAGGAAGAUGUGGAGAUCUUGAGACAGCGGGCUGCUGAUCUUGACAAAGAAGGUUAUCAGUCCAUGACUCCGUACCUGCGGUGUGCAGAUCUCUCUGGCUGA